Neltuma alba is the source of this 1342-nucleotide messenger RNA. RefSeq lists its product as uncharacterized. Lineage: Eukaryota; Viridiplantae; Streptophyta; Magnoliopsida; Fabales; Fabaceae. The transcript is spliced from 5 exons. The record is from RefSeq and is a predicted model, not a curated record. Bases 89 to 991 code for a protein of 300 amino acids.
UAGACUAACGAGAAUUCACAUUUCUGGGUCUGAAGUCUGAAUUGAUCCGAGCGAACCCACUCACAACAUUUGCGUGCGAAGCCCAAAGAUGAGCCCUUGCUGCGACCGAAGCACGGAGAAUCAGCUCACCCUAGCUAAUGCCGACAAGGAGGAUCCAAAAUCGAGGGGCAAGAAAAUGGAGAGAGAUGAGGGUUUGAACACCGUGGUGCGGUGCCUGAGAGGAAGAUUGCUCGCUGAAAGGCAAGCCUCUAGAGUUGCUAAUGAGGAAGCAGAGUCUAUGGGCAACAAGUUGGUGGAGCUGGAAAAGAAACUCAGAGAUGAGAUCGAAUUAAGAGAGAAAGCGGAGAAAAGGCUCAAAAAGCUGAAAAAGAAGCUUCAGUCCCUCAAGUUAUUCUCUAUAUCAGAAGAAUCAGUGCAAUUAUCUUCGCCGGAGAAAUCUGAAAGUUCUUGUUGGAGAUCGCCUGCAAGUAGCUCUGCUUCUAGAGACUCAGAGGCGAGUGGAACCAAGACUCGUACAACAGACUCAUAUUGGUUGGAGAACGCAAUGCACAGUGUUUCAGAACCCUCAGCCUCCAUGACACAUGGCUAUGAUGACUCUCAGGGUUCUGAUAACUCCACUAGUAAUUCAAAUUCAGAUUGUUCUUCCCCCAAGAACUCAAUUUCUCAGGAUUUGAAGCAUGAUGAAAGCAGUUCGACCUCAAGAUCAUCUUCAAAAGAUUCCAGUUCUCAAGAUUUGAAGAACGACGAAUGCAGGCUGUCAGGAUUAAGCUCAAAAUCCUCAGUGACCGAGUACGAGGAUGAUGACAGAGAUUUCAUCGACAACUCUCUGGCACUAGUUCCAGUGAACUUUCCAAUAACAAACACAGAGGCAAGAAAAGUAAAGCCAGUUCAUGAAAGUGUGGUUGAAGCUCUAGAUGCAUUAAGGCACGCGAGGGAAAAGCUACUAUGCUCAAUGGGAACAAGGCACAUGAUUCAAGUUGGCCCUACCUAAGUUAUCACACUGAUAUCUUAAUUAUUAUAGUAAUUAUGCUGAGCUUAUUUUUCUAGUCACGUUGAUGUAUGAUGGAAAAUGAGAUUAGUUAGCCCUGGAAUUGGAGCAAGAAAGAGUAAAGUUGAUACGAUGACUGGCCUUAGCUGGAAGGUAAAGUUUCUUUUGGGUGUGUCACUUGUCACACAUGUCAUGUGAUGUAGGGAUUUGCUGUCAGGCUGAGGUUUGAGCUAAGGGGGGGGGGGUUCCGAUCAUUCUGUUGACAGUAAAAGGGUCUGAGUUGUGGAAUGAGGUCCCUUGAUUCUCGUGACUUUCGCAACCAUUAUGAUUUUUUUUUUCUUUCGAGUUUCAUGG